CGACGAUAAUAAUCUGAGCACAGCUGCAAGCUCCGUGCGAGCAGGGGGGGGGGGGGGCUACUCUGAGAGUUUUAUUUGGCUCCGAGUGAAGCAUUCCACGUGUAGCCAUGGCGCGGUCUCCAUCCGCAGUCGAGGGCCACGCGGCGCCCAAGUGGCGGGGCCCUGCGCGACCACCCACGACCCGCGCGGGUCACGAGCGGGGCCAUCUGCGCCCUCUCUGUUGCCAACCAACAGAGGCCGCCUGCCCCCCUCCUCCUUCUCCCACCAGCCCCCCACCGUGCAUGUGUGGCCACUGGCAAGAGGCUGGCUCACUCAGCGUGCGUCUCGCGAAGAUCCGUUCCGUCAUCUCCACCCAGCGUCUCUGUCGUCGCUCGGACGCGUGGAGCACGCGGCCGCGGUGUUUCUCGGCGAGUGGCCCAACCCACACCCCGGUCGGCCCCUGACCGUCAGGGCAGUGGUGGUGCCGGCACCAUGAACCACUCCCUGUGGCUCAAGGCGGAGGAGAUGGUGUCCUGCUACUACGAGCAGCUGUACCAGACGACACUCUUCCAGCUGUCCCUCGUGCCCGUGGCCCUGCUGUAUCAGAGGCUCGUGGUCAAGCGGCGCAUCUCGAUCCAGCUAAGGUACCUGCUGCUGCUCGCAGGGGGCCUGUCCGUGCUGCUCGCCUCCUUCGGAACCUCCGCGGCCCUCGUGCUCCUCCCGGCCGCCGGCUCCGUAACGCUGACGCGCUGCGUGCCGCCAGCAGGCCUCUUCCACCGCACGCUGGUGCUGCAGAUGGCGUGGCAACUGCUGUGCCACCUCCACGUGUUCUUAUCGCAGCAGCAUGGCGUGGGCACGGACAAUGCGGGGCACGCCCUGGUCAUGCCCAGCCUGAUGCUGCUAACGCAGCGGGUCACGUCCCUCGCUCUCGACGUCGAGGAGCGCCGGCCCCGGUGCCACGGGGGGCGCCCCGCGGCUCUCCAGCACCUCGCCUACCUCCUCUACUUCCCCGUCAUCCUGGGCGGCCCGCACUGCUCCUUUUGCGACUUCGUGGAUUACGUGGAAGGCGCCGACUCCGAUGGAAACCGCGACCUGAAUCCGAGCCGCUGCGUGUGCAAGAAACUCGUCGCGUUCUUCCCCCUGGACGUGCUCCGGGGGUGGCUCCUGGCGCGCUGCUUGUGCCACUGGGAGCCCGCCUUUCGCGACGAACGCGACUUCAUGCUGAGGUCGUCCUUCCUGCAGAGAAUGUGGCUGCUGUGGGAAACAGCCCUGGCCAUCAAGCUGUGCUACUACACCCAGUGGCUCCUGGGGGAGGCCCUGACCGUCGCCGCGGGCCUGGGCUACAGGAGGAGCCGGCGGGCCGACGACGACGCCGGUCCGGGGGGGGGCCGCCCCGUGGGGGAGCCCGGGGCGCUGGGCACGGGGCCGUCCGGCGGCAGCAUGGCUGCCGCAUGGGGCGGGCCGCUCGCACGGAGGCCGCGGGGACUCGAGGGGGAGACGGCAGCACGUGCGAGAGGAGACGGAGCGGACGCCGCGAGGGCCGCGCUACGCGGGUUGGGAUCGCGGACCCCGUCGGCCGGACGGGCGGGGGGGGCGCCGACCGAACGGGUGAAGGGGGGCGGCGGCGGCGGCCAGUGGGACGAGCUGUGGGACCUGGACGCGUGCGCCCUGGAGGGCGCGUGCCGCAUGUCCGCCCUGGCGCGCACGUGGAACCGCACGGCCGCGCUGUGGCUGCGCCGCGUGGCCUUCGCGCGCUCGCCCUGCCACCCGCUGGCCGCCACCUUCGCCUUCUCGGCGCUGUGGCACGGCCUGCACCCGGGCCACUGCGCGGCCAUGGCCGCGUGGGCGCUCGGCGUGGAGGCCGAUCGCCGCGUGAGGGCCGCGCUGGCGCCGCGCUGGCGCCGCUCUCGGCCGUGCCGCGCCGCCGCGUGGCUCUGGACGCAGGCGACGUUCGCGUUCGUGCUGCUGCUCGCGGAGUUCCGGGGGCGGCGCGGGGGCCUCGUGCUCGUCACGCGCUGCACGAGCGGCCUCGUCCCGCUGCUGCUCUGCCUGCUCGCGGUGCUGCUCGUCCCCAGGCAAACGGUGCCGUCGACGCUCCCGAAGGAAGCGGCAGCAGCGAAAACGGCAGAAGCCGGAGCCCAUGCGCUCCCUUCCACGAUUGCAGCCAUGUAAUAAUAACUCACCACUGCUGGAUUUCACCAGAAAUAAAAAAAGAUGUUUGGCAUUACUCACUAGUCUACUGCUUUGAUCCUCAUCUUCUUCUUUCGUACGAUGGGAUAAGCUUACGAUGGGAAGUCGAGUUUGGCGAUCCACUGGGUGGCUUUCCGAUGCACUUUCUGUGGCCGCAGCACAGACGCUGGCGGAGUGUGGCCGGUCCCUGCUGGUGGUGAACGUGAAUAAAGGCGCAGGCCACGAGCUAUCGGCG
This is a messenger RNA of Lethenteron reissneri (Far Eastern brook lamprey), 2404 nucleotides long. RefSeq names its product membrane bound O-acyltransferase domain containing 4 (gene MBOAT4). Gene Ontology annotation, molecular function: serine O-acyltransferase activity. Gene Ontology annotation, biological process: lipid modification; peptidyl-serine octanoylation. Lineage: Eukaryota; Metazoa; Chordata; Hyperoartia; Petromyzontiformes; Petromyzontidae. The record is from RefSeq and is a predicted model, not a curated record. Gene Ontology annotation, cellular component: endoplasmic reticulum membrane.